UCUCAAACCUGAUAUGCACCAUCCUGGUGAUUUCAAGGCGCAAACAGAGCCGCCGCCAGACAUGAGACAUAAUUGGCCAGCUGGCCAGUCGACCUCGGCCUCAACGCUGUAGAAUCCAGAGGCAUUCACAGUCCAGCCACAAGGAGAACGUAAGUGUCUGUCGUAUGCUGAAAAGCAAGCGGUGUACAAGCCUGCCGGUGCAUACGACAUUUCUGUCUUGGUUUGGCUUGUCGUUGGCACACCACGUCAUUGGGUGUGGCGCUACCGCCAUGGUUGAGCCCAAGAGACUACAUGCCAGGAGUAUAAUAUAAUUCCCAACAAGCCCAAACUUUCUUUGUUCACACACGAAUACUUCUCUUUCGGUCAGGUCUUCCACUGUCUGCCUUCUCACCUUGAGCCCUCCAACAAGAAAAUAAACUCAUUCUUCCAAUCAGCCACACCGAAAGAAAGACAGCAAUCAUCUCAAAAUGGAGCGUUUCGUCCCCUGGGUCCACAUUGCCGCGGCCAUAUUCUCCGUCAUUCUCUUGGGAAUAAGCGCAUAUGUUGUGCACGUUACAUGGGGCCACCCGACUCCCAAUUUCAUCUUGUUCAGCUCUCUCUGGUCUCUUCUGGUCUUGGGCUAUGUGGCUAUGACACCACGAUUUGCCCCUAGACUCUUCCACGGCACCAUUUCACUGGCUCUGUUGUGGUUGACGACCAUCUUCUGGUUCGCCGGCGCAAUUGCCUAUUCGGUUUGGGCCGGAUAUCCGUAUUGCCACGGAUCAAUUUGGUGUGGCUCGAACCAGGCGGGAAUUGCCUUUAGCUGGAUUCUUUUUGUGCUCUUUACCUUCUUGGCCGUCGUCGAGACUCUCCGUUUCCGAAGGGGUUCCGUACGCACAGGGCCUGCCGUUGUUUAG
Podospora bellae-mahoneyi is the source of this 896-nucleotide messenger RNA. RefSeq lists its product as uncharacterized. The coding region runs from base 468 to 896 and encodes 142 amino acids. The transcript has 2 exons. The record is from RefSeq and is a predicted model, not a curated record. Gene Ontology annotation, cellular component: membrane. Lineage: Eukaryota; Fungi; Ascomycota; Sordariomycetes; Sordariales; Podosporaceae.